GGUGCGGCUGGGUUGCUACAGCCGGAGCUGGGCGGCGGCGGGCGCUGCCGGAGGAUCCUGAAGCGGUUCGCCAUGGACGGGCUGGAAGAAAAUGGAAGUGUUGUCCAAGUUGGAGAAUUGUUGCCCUGCAAGAUUUGUGGAAGGACAUUCUUUCCAUUAGCACUGAAAAAACAUGGACCCAUUUGCCAGAAAACUGCCACUAAAAAGAGGAAGACUUUUGAUUCAAGCAGGCAAAGAGCUGAAGGCACUGAUAUUCCCACAGUCAAACCUCUUAAACCCAGGCCAGAACCACCAAAGAAGCCAUCUAAUUGGAGAAGAAAGCAUGAGGAAUUCAUUGCCACCAUAAGAGCAGCAAAGGGCCUUGAUCAGGCACUUAAAGAGGGUGGCAAACUUCCUCCUCCUCCGCCGCCUUCCUAUGACCCUGAUUACAUCCAGUGUCCAUAUUGCCAGAGGAGGUUCAAUGAAAACGCAGCGGACAGACACAUCAACUUUUGUAAAGAACAGGCGGCGCGUAUUAGUAAUAAGGGCAAAUUUUCUGCUGAAGCCAAAGGAAAGCCAGCUUCUCGGCCACAGUAUAAACCAUCUCCACUUAAAAAAUCAAAUUCUCCUGGAACUGCAGCAUCAUCCCGACUACCACAGCCAAGUACUGCUAGCAAAACUGUUGUAGGUGUGCCUUCGGGUAAAGCAUCUUCAGUUAACAGUUCUUUGGGAAACAAACUCCAGACCUUGUCACCUUCUCAUAAAGCAAUAUCAGCCCCCCAGGCAGGUAAGAUGGACAAGUUAGGCCCUCCUCUUCGAACUGGAAGACAUGUGCAAAGGUUGUAUGACAGUGAUACAAAGUCAGACAGUGCCUUCAAAAGACAUGAGUUAUUACCCGUUUACAAAGCUAACAUCAAAUCUCGAAAUACUACACCUCCUAGCUUGGCAAGAAAUUCUGUGGCAGGUGUGCUUACCAACAAAAGAAAAACUUAUAAUGACAGUUUUGUAGCCAGGCCAGAUGGAGACUGUACAUCUUCAGUUAAUGGUGGAAACAUUAAAGGCGUUGAGGGAAAUUCAUCUGGACACUUACCAAAAUUCUGCCAUGAGUGUGGGACAAAAUACCCUGUUGAGAGGGCAAAGUUCUGCUGUGAAUGUGGUAUUCGAAGAAUGAUUCUGUGAACAGAAUCUCAGAAGCUAAGGGGCCAGGCUAAGAAUUCGAUGAUUAUUGCUGCUUUGUCACCCAGGGCACUUAUAGUUACAUUGCGCUACAGCUAUUUACAGAGCCUUUUCCCCUUCUCUUUGGAACAUAAGACUUUGGCUGUAUAAUGUGUCUGUAUGUAUUUAUAAUUAUAUAUGUAUGUAUAUAUAUUCUGUAUAUAAUAAAUCUGAUUCCUCCAGCCUGUGCCAUUUAAAGAAAUCCUUAAGUACAUGUCAGAAAGUAAGCUGAUAUGAGACCAGUGUCUUCAGUAUUGCUCUCCAGUUGUUUAAAAACAUAGUAUACUUGCACAGGCAACUCCCACUCCAGUGAUGAGCCUUGCAUGCUUUCGGAGAACGAGAAGCCAGAAUAGAAGCUGUUAUUGGUGCCCAUCUCCGGUAGCAUCAUAGGGGAAUGGGAUACUGGAGAUUCUGUUAUUAAAGAGAAUGUUAUUUGAUCACUAUCAAUUGAUGUGAGGUCAUUUGCCCAGCGGGACUCUUCAGCAACUAGUGUUAAAUUCCUUAAAAAAAAAAUGAUGAAAAGGAAAAUCUGAGGUCCAUGUUGCUGGUAAGUUCAUGGAUUAUUGGUUACAUAACCCAAUUAAAUUAUUAAACAUAUAAUCCUCAUUCUGUGAACACGUAAUAAUGCAAUCUCCUUUUCAGGAAUGGCUGAGCUUAUAAAUGUAAUUUUACUCUGCUUAGAACUGAAUGAUUAAUUUACCUCCAUCUGAUUUGGACACAUUUUCUCUCCACUUCCAAUUGUGGUUUGAGAUUUUAUUUUUCCCUUCUUAUGGCGUAAAUCCUUAGAAAAGUAGUUUUAGUUUACUGCUACAGUCUUUGCAGUAUUACACAUAAUUAUAUUACAUAUAAUUAUUUAAGGUACAGUUUUUUCUGUAAAAUUUUGUUUGAAAAUUUUAUCUCUGUGUAUGUGUGUUUGUAGGAAAUUAAUACAUUUUAAAACAAAGCACCCUGCUCAACCAAUAAUAAUUGUGGUACUCAUUAAUUCUGAGCAUGCAGGCGAAGCUGAUUUUUAGUUUUUUAGUCCCUCAUGGUUCAUAUAGUUACAAGUAUUAAAAGAAUACCUGGUUUUUCCUGUUCACAUGUUCUUUAGUGCUUACUUUUGGAAUUCCACAUAUAUUACAGAGAAAAUGCACUGAAAUGUUUUAAAGAGCUGACUUCCACAAGCACAGCUACAGUGUAGACUAUAGCAGUACUGACUGGCAGGCCGCUUUGGCAGUGUGUUCCCAUAGUCCUGCAGAAUGACUCUGCAGUCUGAACUUUGCCCUACAAAGGGACCCGUAAUUUUUUGUAUUGAUGGGCUUCCUACUUUCUUCUUUGUUGUUUCUGAUUAAGGAUGGAUGUAGAAAUUCAUUGCUUCAAAUUUCAUUUCUGAAAUUUAUUUACUUCUUUUUUCUAUUUUAAUUUCUGAAGGGAUUUUAAACUUGUAAUGAGUUGUCAUUUCAUUCACCUUAUUCUUUCAUGUUAUUAGAUUUUCCCUCUUGUUUGUUCCUUGGUCAUAUUGAUAAAUUCAAAACUAAGUAGCUUGAAUUAAUAGUAAUGAAUUUAGAAGUCUAAGACAAUCUGGAUUUUCAUCUUAGUAAUUCCUUUUUGUGAAAUCGGUUGCAAAUAUAUGAAGAACUUUUAAUUCGUUAAUUCAUCUUUAGGAAUGAGCACUAUUUCUUUCAGGUGUGUUUUUAAUUCUACUUUUAUUCUACUUAAGGAAUGGGUGUGUUUGUUUGUUUUUGUUUUUAGAGACAGGGUUUCUCUAUGUAACAGUCCUGGCUGUCCAGGAAUUUUAGGCCAGGCUGGCCUCGAACUCACUGAGAUCCACCUGCCUCUGCCUCCGGAUGCAUAACCACCUCCCAGCAAUCAUUUUUAAAUAAGCAGACAAGUUUGUCAUUGAUUGCUACAGUAGCAAAUGUUAAAAAGCAUACUACCUAGAAAUAAGCAGUUCCAAAGCCCAGAGAUCACUACAGACAGUAAGUUGCUGAAAUACGCAUUUGAAACACGGUACAAUUUUAACAGGUUUCUGUGGUCCAUUCUUACUCUCAUGUUGAUGUGUUGUGCAAUAGUUUUUACGGUCUCCCUAUGCACCAUUCAUUUUUAUUUAUUUGCACAAUUAUUUGCGAGUAUGAUAGAAUGAAAAGUAAUUGUAAGGUUAAAUUAAAAUGGAAUAUUGUUUAUAGAUUAUUCUGAAAGUUAUUCACUUAAAAAAAUAAGACCUUUGUGACUGCUGUUGUCUCUUAUUCACAGUUUUUAAAAUUAUAAGUGAUAUAUUCAUUUUGAAUCAAUAAAGACACAAAUAAAU
Molecule: messenger RNA, 3481 nt
Organism: Arvicola amphibius (Eurasian water vole)
Lineage: Eukaryota; Metazoa; Chordata; Mammalia; Rodentia; Cricetidae
Gene: Zc2hc1a
Product: zinc finger C2HC-type containing 1A
Exons: 10
Coding region: 73-1158 (361 amino acids)
Source: RefSeq, a predicted model, not a curated record